AUGAGGAAGCUUUCUGGAAAGGGUCGGCUGCGCACAUGUGUGCUCAGGCCUGCCAAGCUCUUUGGUCCGGGCGAGCCCUCCUCGCUCCGCCGCAUCAUGGGUCUGGUUCGGACCGGUUUCCUGCGGUUCAGGUUGGGAGACCAGCUGUCGCGCUCUGAUUGGUUGUUUGUUGAUAACCUGGUGCAUGCGCAGUGUCUGGCAUUUGGUGGCCUUAUUCCAGACGGUUCCAGCAGCGGUGCUUGCAGAGGGGGUGGCAGUGGUGGGGUGGGGGAUGGAAAUGGGACGGGAGAAGGGGAUAGGAGUUGUGAGGAUGGAAGCUGCAAGUCUGCCGGGCAGGCUUACUUCAUAACUGAUGAUGCCCCAGUGAACGCCUUUGACUUCCUCAAGCCACUCAUAUCAGCAUUCGGGGGAACCCAGCCCUACAUCCGCCUCUCGCUAACCUCUGCCCUGUCGCUUGGCUGGUUCACCGAGGCUAUUUACCGGCUUCUCUGCCCGCUGUUACGGUCUGACUGGUUACCACAACCGCCUUUUCUUCUACCAGCCGAAGUUCAUCAGCUGACCUGGUGGAACCAGACGGAUUACACCGGCGCGAAAUGGGUGACUUACGCGCCCAGCCCAACAGUUGGGUGCAUCAAUAUCCCCUCGCAAUACCUCCCAUCCACUGUGUUUGGAUCCCUCAAACUUGAGUGGUACGCACCAACGGACGCCAUGAAACGCGACAUGUACUUCGUCACAUGCAAGGAGGUGCACUUCUGGCCAACGAGGAACUGCGAGAUUGGUAACACAGACUACCUCACAUAUCCUACUGACCACAGCCCGCCUUCGCCAACCAAGCGCCCCCCCGUCUCGGGCGCAUUCCAUCAGCUGCAUCUACAGUACGUUGCAGCAUUCCAACAUCUCCCUGUGCUUUUAGUUUCCGUAGGGGCUCUUGGAGAAGACCUGAACAAGCUGUACUCGUGUCCACCUAACAGCACACUGGAUGGCACGUGGGCUGGCGCCAAGUGCUGGUGCAAUGCAGGAUUCGUGGAGAAGGGCGGCAAGUGCGUUGACGUUUGCACGCCUCUUAACUGCGGACCCUAUGCCAACUGCUACAUUAAGAACGGAGCUGGGGUGUGUAACUGCACUGAUGGUUACCGCCGCGUGGGAGGAAAGUGCGAGGCUAUUGGCCAUUCUGAUUUCCUUGAUCCCCACAAUGCUGCACGUUCUGCUCUGAAGUUACCCGCUCUCAAAUGGAACGAUUCGUUGGCAGAGAAAGCCCAGGCAUGGGUUGCACACUUGGGAAAGCUUGACAAUAAGUGCAGGACAAUGAAUCGCUCUUCUGCACUUUCCAGCUAUGGUCAGAACUUGUUGAGCACCUUUGGAAUAGGGCAGUGGGCUCCCAACGAGGUGGUGAACGUGUGGCUGGAUGAGAAGAAGUUUUACACGUACUCUCCUUUACCGAGUGGAUGCAAAACGGGACACUUCUGCUCCCACUACGCUCAAAUUGUUGCCAGGAAGACAACGGAUGUUGGCUGCAGUUCGUAUACGUGUGGAAAAUCAGGCUCCAUGCUGUGGGCUUGUUUCUAUUUGCCCAAGGAGUCAGCAGAUAGCGUCCUCCCCGCGACCACCGAGCUCUCUGCUCCUCCGCCUGACAUUUCCCCCGGCGCUGCGAACAAGAAGAAGCGUCGGCUCAAGGUGAAACUUCCGGCAAUCAAGGACGUGCCAUGGAAGAAGUUGUUCUUAAAUGCGAUGGAAUGGAUCACCAACCCUAUCAACGCCGCGUCCUUCUUCUGGUGUGUCCUCGCGACGUUCGCCUUCGUCAUAGUCGUCAUGUGCGAGCUCGGCUUGAUGAAGAAUUACAUUCAUGAGGAGGAGACGCUGGAAGAAGUGAAGGAGGUUUCCACUCAGAUCCUGAACGCUCUCUUCGUGCUUAUGUGUCUCAUCUGGCAUCCGGUCUUCAUGCGCGACGUGCUGCUGCUCAUCCGGUGGAAACCCAAGGAUAAGUGGGAGAUUCGCGCCGAGUACUGCAAGGACGGGAAGCGGAAACCCAACGAUCGCACGCACAUGGCGAUCGUCGUUUUCUGGCUGCAGCUGACGUGCUGGGCGACGUACGCCUUCGCAGCGGUCUUCCUGAUCUACCCUAUGGGCGAGCGACCCAUGAGCCUGAUUCUCAUUACCACCGUCGUUUCCUUCGCGGCACCCGCGUUCGCCUUUCUCCAUCUGCUCCUGAGCCCCCUGAGCAAGGACUAUGACAUUGUACGGGUUGGAGAGGGCGACGGGGCCAAGGUGCAGAUGUUUCAAAGGAGUGCAACGUUCAUGGUGUCUCACACCAAGGUGGAGGACGCGCAAUGGGCUGGGUCGGUAAUCCCUGGGUGCUGCGACGACUCGCGCGUCGCGUGCCUGACCUGCUUCUUCCCCUGCUGCAUGUUUGGGUACAACAUGGAGAGGCUUGGAGCUGUGUUCGAGGAUUCCGAAGAAUUAGGUAUUCAAAUGGGGGUUGACUAUUACGACUUAUUAGAAGUCCAAAAAUCCGCAAGUGAUGACGACUUGAAGAAAGCGUAUCGGAAGCUUGCUAUGAAAUGGCACCCGGACAAGAAUCCGGACAACAAGAAAGCAGCGGAGGCUAAAUUCAAGCAAAUCUCGGAGGCGUACGAGGUAUUAAGUGAUCCCGAGAAGCGUCAAGUCUACGACCAAUACGGCGAGGAGGGUUUGAAAGGGCAGGCUGCGCCAGGAGGGGGUUCGUACAGCAGCCAUGGGGGUCACUCCCAUGGCAACUUCCGUUUCAACCCACGAAGCGCUGAGGACAUAUUCGCGGAGGUAUUCGGCGGACACAGUCCGUUUGGAGGGGCUUACGGACCCGGAUUUGGAGGGAUGGGUGGCAUGGGUGGUAUGCCAAGCGGCCGCUUCAGUCGCAUGGGGAGCGCCAACGGUAUGGGGGAAUCGAUGCAGUACCAGGAUAUGUUCGACCAUGGCAUAUACGGCUCUCAGGCGUCAUCAGCUUCUGCUGGUCCCAGAAAAGCCGCACCUGUGGAAAACAAGCUUCCAUGUACGCUAGAGGAGCUGUAUUCUGGAUCUUGCAGGAAAAUGAAGAUCUCACGCAACAUCAUAGAUGCAAACGGACGACCAAAAACGGUGGACGAGAUAUUGACAAUCAAUGUGAAGCCUGGCUGGAAGAAGGGAACAAAGGUCACGUUUGAAGAAAAGGGUAAUGAGCAGCCUGGAAUGAUUCCUGCAGACAUUACCUUUGUGAUUGACGAAAAGCCUCAUGACAGGUUCACGCGAGACGGGAACGACCUUGUUUACACGUGCAAAGUCCCCCUUGUGGAUGCACUCACUGGCUACACGGUUAACAUCACAUCACUUGAUGGCCGGAAGCUUUCCUUCCAAGUGAAUGACAUUGUCAAGCCAGGUGCAGUAUCCGUCCCGGUUGACAGCAGACCAGAAGACAGCGAUCAGACAGGCUUUUGGGAAGAGCUGACCAUGUAUGGUUAUCAAAAUACACAUCCCCCCAUCCUUUUGGCAAUGCCCCUAUAG
Molecule: messenger RNA, 3513 nt
Organism: Closterium sp. Yama58-4
Lineage: Eukaryota; Viridiplantae; Streptophyta; Zygnematophyceae; Desmidiales; Closteriaceae
Source: the annotation of a GenBank genome assembly